Molecule: messenger RNA, 1179 nt
Organism: Caenorhabditis remanei
Lineage: Eukaryota; Metazoa; Nematoda; Chromadorea; Rhabditida; Rhabditidae
Exons: 1
Coding region: 1-1179 (392 amino acids)
Source: RefSeq, a predicted model, not a curated record
AUGAAGCUCGUUCGAAAGUAUCACGUUGUUCCUUAUGAAGAUGGUUCUGCUGUGGAGUCGGCUAAACGAUUUUUGGAAGUUAUUCUCAACGAUGAAACCUUGGAUGCUACAACAAAAUGUCGAUUCUAUCAAGAUUUGCUUUAUCGCAUUCGUCAAUAUAAGGAUUUGCCUAUUGUCAAUCACGAAAUGUUUGAUAUUCUCAAAGAAAACUAUUUUAAACACACCCCCACACAACAAGCCCCAAGACGCUCGAAUAUCGACGAGGUAAUAGUGUCUAAACGGAGCAAAAUUGAACCAAAGGUAGAACCAAAGAUGGAACCAAAGGUGGAACCAAAGGUGGAACCAAAAGUAGAGGAAAAAUUUGAGCCAAUAGUCACACCAAUCAUUGAGCCGAAACUAGAACCGAAAGUUGAACCAUAUGUCGAGAGACAAAUGGAAUAUGCACCUAUGCCACGAGCACAAGUGGUGGCAACUCAACCAACGCGUCGCGCACACAAACGGACUCGCCCUAUUUCACAGGCCAAAGUACCACGAAAGAGAGGCAGAACCGACUCUCCACCUCGCCAAUAUGUAGAACCGCACUCGUAUGUAGACGAUCGUCGCGAACCAGGCGCAUUGAAGCCUUUGCGAUCCCGCAAAGACUACCGCUUUGCACCAUAUCCAAACAGAAAACCCGGUAGAAAGAUUGUGAAAAAGAGCAAACGCAAGCCAAAAAUAGAAGAUGUGGAUGUGAAGCCUGAUUUCAAACUGGACAUUAAGCCCGACAUUAAACCCGACAUUAAACCAGACAUCAAACCUGACAUUAAACCUGAUGUGAAGCCUGAUAUAAAACCCGAUGUCAAACCUGACAUCAAACCACGAAUAAAACCAAAGGCGGAAAUUAAAACCGAACUUGAUGAUGAUUGGGAUAUCAGACCAGACAUUAAACCAGACAUUAAACCGGACGUGAAGCCCAAGCGAAAACUUAAAGUGGAAUCGACGAGACGCGGCACAAAAAGAAUGUACAAGGCUGACGAACGAGAUGUCCCGCCCGUAUCAAAAAAGAAAAAACUUGGGUUGAAAAGGCCGAGGCAGGCUGAACCGGGAAUUGUUGGUACGCAACCAAAGAAGCGAAGGACUCUACCAGGAUUUGGUGCUCCACCUGGCUCGCGUAUAUAUUGCCGAUUGUGGAAAUUUUAA